This is a messenger RNA of Sander lucioperca (pikeperch), 2721 nucleotides long. Its product is annotated as gastrula zinc finger protein XlCGF57.1-like. The coding region runs from base 113 to 1888 and encodes 591 amino acids. The transcript has 4 exons. Lineage: Eukaryota; Metazoa; Chordata; Actinopteri; Perciformes; Percidae. The record is from RefSeq and is a predicted model, not a curated record.
ACCGCCCUGGAACCACGUUCCCGCUGACGCAACGACGCUGGGUUGGGGGAACCCGGAAGCGUUCGCGCAGUGUUUACAUUUUGCUCUUUGUUCGGUGAUAAAUUCCGUUAAAAUGUCUAAAAAACGGUCGCAGAGCGCGGAGAGCCGGAGCCUGCGCUCGGCCAUCGCCGAGCAGCUGUCGGCGGCCGCGGAGGAAAUCUUCCGGCUGCUCACGGAGCCCGGAGACCCGGAGGAGGAGCACCUAAAGCGGUUACUGACGGAGCAGAUCACCGCGGCCGUGGAGAACAUCUUCGCCGCCUUCAGAGCCUCAAGAGCGGCAGAGAAAGCACCGCAGCGGCCCGCUGCAGCCGGAGAGUCAUGUCUGUCGGUAGGUGUCCAGACUCUCUCUGACGCUCCGCCUGGCUCCUCCUGCAGACCAGAUGUUCCUGAACCGGACCGCCGGGCCGACUCUCUGGACCCUCUGGAUGUCGAGGAGGAGGAGGAGGAGGAAGAAGAGGAAGAUGAAGCAGCCUCUCACAGCUGCAGAGUGUGUGGGAAGUCCUUCGACAGGAAAGGCUUCCUGAUGAAGCACGUGGAGAAGCACCUGGCGGAGGCUGCGUGCGUGUGCGGCCUGUGUGGCGAGCGUCUGGAGUCCAGCGGCGCUCUGCAGCUCCACCUCCAGACUCACCGCGACCACAGCCGCACCUGCGACGUCUGCGGGAAGAAGUUCCCGUCCAUCCGCGCCCAGGAGACGCACCGGCGCCUGCACACCGGCGAGAAGCCGUUCCGCUGCUCCGUCUGCGGGAAGGGCUUCAGCCAGAAGGGCAACAUGGCCACGCACGCCCGCACGCACGGCGCCCAGAAGCCCUUCAGCUGCGACGUCUGCGGGGAAGCUUUCAGCAAGGGCGCCGACCUGAGGCGCCACGCACGCAGCCACCAACCGGACAGCAAGACUCCGGGUUCCAGCAGACGCAGGAAGUCGAGUCUGACGCCGUCUCACCGCUGCAGCGUCUGCGGGAACGCCUUCCACAACAGAGGGAAUUUCGUGCGGCACGCAGAGACGCACCUCAACGACCCCGAGUGGCGCUGCGGUGUCUGCGGCGAGCGGGCCGAGUCCUCGUCCGAUCUGCAGCUCCACAUCCAGAGCCACAGAGAAACAGGCCGUGUGUGCGAGAUCUGUGGCCUCAGCGUCCGGGACAUGGAGGUCCACAUGAGGACGCACAGCGGGCAGAAGCCCUUCAGCUGCUCCGACUGCGGGAAGGACUUCCCCAGGAAGGGCUCUCUGGAGAGACACAGGAAGCUGCACGCUGGCGAGCGCCCGUACAUCUGCGAGUUCUGCGGCAAGACCUUCGUAGAAAACACGGUGCUGAAGAGACACAUCAAGAGCCACACAGGAGGGAAGCCACGGAUUUACGCCUGCGAUGUCUGCGGGAAGAAGUUCACCAUGAGCCAGCACCUGGACGUGCACAAGAGGAUCCACACGGGCGAGAAGCCGUAUGCCUGCAGGGUCUGCGGGAAACGCUUCCGGCAGAUCGGGAACCUGGACUCGCACACACGGAUCCACACGGGCGAGAAGCCGUUCGUCUGCAGCCUCUGCGGGAAGACCUUCCGCCAGAAGAUCUCGCUGGAGACGCACGAGCGCUUCCACAAGAAAGAGAAGGCGUUCGGCUGCCCGCUGUGCAGCAAAGGCUUCGUGCAAAAGAUCGACCUGAAGAGGCACCUGCUGACGCACAGCGGCGAGAAGCCGUACGCCUGCCGCGUCUGCACCAAGAGCUACCAGGAGAAACGCUCGCUGGACUCGCACAUGAAGGUACACGCCGCCGCUGCAGCCGCGCAGCCGGACGCCAUGGAGGCAGCACCGCUACCGCCGAACCUCAAGCGUCAGGACGGAGACUUCAUCCAGCUGUGACUCCAUCCAGCUGUGACUCCAUCCAGCUGUGACUCAUCCAGCUAUGACUCCAUCCAGCUGUGACUCAUCCAGCUGUGACUCCAUCCAGCUGUGACUCAUCCAGCUAUGACUCCAUCCAGCUCUGACUCAUCCAGCUGUGACUCAUCCAGCUGUGACUCCAUCCAGCUGUGACUCAUCCAGCUGUGACUCAUCCAGCUGUGACUCAUCCAGCUGUGACUCAUCCAGCUGUGACUCAUCCAGCUGUGACUCAUCCAGCUAUGACUCCAUCCAGCUGUGACUCAUCCAGCUGUGACUCAUCCAGCUGUGACUCAUCCAGCUGUGACUCCAUCCACCUGUGACUCAUCCAGCUGUGAUUCAUCCAGCUCUGACUCCAUCCAGCUGUGACUCAUCCAGCUGUGACUCCAUCCAGCUGUGACUCAUCCAGCUGUGACUCCAUCCAGCUGUGACUCAUCCAGCUGUGACUCAUCCAGCUAUGACUCCAUCCAGCUCUGACUCAUCCAGCUGUGACUCCAUCCAGCUGUGACUCCAUCCAGCUAUAACUCCAUCCAGCUCUGACUCAUCCAGCUGUGACUCAUCCAGCUGUGACUCCAUCCAGCUGUGACUCAUCCAGCUGUGACUCAUCCAGCUAUGACUCCAUCCAGCUCUGACUCAUCCAGCUGUGACUCCAUCCAGCUGUGACUCCAUCCAGCUAUAACUCCAUCCAGCUCUGACUCAUCCAGCUGUGACUCCAUCCAGCUGUGACUCCAUCCAGCUAUAACUCCAUCCAGCUGUGACUCAUCCAGCUGUGACUCAUCCAGCUGUGACUCCAUCCAGCUGUGACUCCAUCCAGCUCU